This is a messenger RNA of Microdochium trichocladiopsis, 1413 nucleotides long. RefSeq names its product ankyrin repeat-containing domain protein. The transcript is spliced from 2 exons. Lineage: Eukaryota; Fungi; Ascomycota; Sordariomycetes; Xylariales; Microdochiaceae. Gene Ontology annotation, molecular function: protein binding. The coding region runs from base 1 to 1413 and encodes 470 amino acids. The record is from RefSeq and is a predicted model, not a curated record.
AUGGUUCAGACCCGCAUCGAGGAAGCCGACGCAUACUAUGAGCGCCUCGCGGCCCUUGGGCCUUUCCCGCCGGAUGUUGCCCUCGCGCAGGCGCGGUUUGGCUCUUGCCAGCGAUUCGCCACUACCUUGCAGAAUCUUGCCAAACCACCGACCGCACAUCAGCUCGCAAAAUCGGCAGUGUGCGCUGCUGUCCGGGGAGAUGUCGACUUGCUCGAGUAUCUGUGCGCAAACUUCUUGGUACAGCUGAACUGGGCGUUCGGCGAUCACACCACUGCAUCUGUCGCUGCCUUCGGUGGACAUAUCAAUGUGCUGGAGUUUCUCCACAACCGCGGUGUUAACAUUGUAUCUCCAACGCUACGGCCAUUGCCAAUUCUCACGGCUGUCAACUGUGGUCGCCAAGAGGCGGUGCAGUACCUGCUAGAAAGGGGGGCGCCCACCCGCCACAAUGGGUUGCUUCUCGCUGCCAGCGCCAUAUCUCGAGGAUUCUUGGAUAUCCUCCGUCUGAUUUCCGAAGUCAGGACCCUUCCGAACGCCGACCUCGCCGGGAGACUGCUCAUCGGAUACGCUGUAGAGUCCGAGGUUGCUGAAAGGAGGAAAGCGACCAUCGAGUUCCUCGUCACGGAAGCUAAGCUUGACAUCAACGCUCUCGGCGUGGGUGGCACAGCACUUCACAUUGCAGUCAAGUCUGGCAACAGAGACAUUGUCGAAUGUCUUUUGACACUCGGUGCAGACCCGCUCGCCAAAGAUCUUCUUGGACAGACUGUCUUUGAGCACGCUGUUUCCCACAAUCGAUCGAUUGCCGAAUGGUUGGCCAAGGAAUACGGAGCAUCCAUCUCCAAGUUCGCGGCGCCGAAGGCUCGACUAGUCGCAGAGGUCAUGCACUCGUGGACGCAAAACUGGAUCUACCGACUGGCCGAUUGGGUUCAGGACAGAGUCCUGGUCUCGGCACAGGAUACUAAAAUCCAAGCUGUCAGGCGUGCAUGGAGCGCGCACGGCAUGAACGAGAAGCUCUCUAGUAUAUGGUUGCGCAAUCAAUCGCUUACAGCAUUACAAUGGUAUGUGGGCGAGUUCCGAGGCAGGGACGUGGAGAAGUGUUACCUGGAUGCCGCCGCAAUCUCUUUCAGUCUAAAUCGGGUGAUCGAUACAAGACAGGGUUUGGUAACGAGGGAGCACAGCAAGCCAAUCAAAGACGACGAGCUAUUGCAGGCGGCCCUCACGAUCGCAACUGUGUACCACCCUUUCGAAUCGAUCAUGCGCCGGGCGCUUGUGUCAGAGCUGCAUCACAGAGUGCCCUCUGCGCGCAUCCGUACACUCGGCCAAGUUCUUGCUGGUCCCGAGGCCCAAAUGUUCCUGACGGGCCAUGCGGCAAUCGUCCGGCAGGAGGCCGAAGAUGCUCCUCAGCGUCUGAAGUAA